AUGAUUACGCCGUUCUUCACAAUCUCACAAGACGAUGAGUUCAUCUUUAUCGAUGUGAAAAUCAGUCAUGUUCGUUUCAGCGCUCAAAACAUUGAAAUGGUGGUGGAAAAUGAAUUGUUUAUCUUCUCAUUGGCUCCAUAUUACUUGAGAGUAAGGUUGCCCUUCCCAUGUGUAGAUGAUGAACGUUCACACGCUGAGUUUGAUUCCAAGAGUGAAUGUGUCAAGGUGAAGAUCCCCAAGGAAAACCGGGGCCAAUUUUUCCCCGAUUUAGAUCUUACUUCAAAAUUAUUGGCAAGAGUCAAUGAACCAUCUACAACUGAAGUCAAACAAAAUGGUACCACUAAACCAUUGAUUCAAGAACUUGAUAUUAAUAACGAUAUAAGUACAGGAGAAGCUGGUCCCACAGAAAAUACCAUUGAAGCCACUGGUGAACAAUUUAAUUGGGAGAUUUCUCAAACUGCAGCCACACAAGACUCAUCUGAACCAUCACAACUUACUCCAGAUAACAACUAUGGGUUCAAUAACGUACAUUCUGGAAUCAUCGGAGUUUCGAUUUCGAAUGGUAAUGAUAUUAAUGAGCUUGGUGACCCAGAAACAACAUCAUCAUCCGAUCGUAUCAUGGAACGACUUAUUAAGGAGAAUAUCAAAUUCGAUCCUGAAUAUUAUGCUGCUGAUUAUAUCAUGCAAAAAUAUCCUUCUCCAGAUGAUGAUAAACUCUUUCUGAGACUUCUUGAAUGGAAGUCCCCCACCACUAAAAAAGUUAUGAAAUGGUACAAGGAGAACAAAACGGGGAUUAUGACGGUGGACUUUUCCACCAAGGAACAAGAACAAAUGCUUGAUCUCCCCAGAAAAUCAUAUAUUUUAGAAGAACAACAAAAGCAAGAGUUGCUCACGUUGUUGGUUUCUUUGUUGUUUGCUUAUCAUUUCGAUUUAAGAGAAACCGAAGGUGAUAAUAACAUUGAGAGUGCAUGGACAAUUGGAAGAUUAACUCCUCAAAUUUCCUUCUUAGAUGCCGCCAUAGUGCAAGGAGCAGUAGAACAAAAUGUUCUCAAGGCUACAGUCAUCACCAGUGUUAGAAGAGCAUUGUCAUACCCAUUACACAGAAACUAUGCCUUAUGUGCUAAAGUUUGGGAAGACGUGUACUAUAGCUUGCGUGGUGGUAAGAGACUUAUUAUCAAAUGUUUACUUGAUUUGAGAGAAAUGUUUAGAUUUCAUGAUGUUUACUAUGUAUAUUGCAAGAUUUGGUUGGAUGAUCUUUGUGCAUGGGUGAUUAGUGAUGAUGUGAAUGAAACAUUGAUCAGAGGAUUGGCACAUGAUUUAAAGAAAGAAUAUGAAGGAUUAAGAAAGUCAGAGAUUACUUUUGAAAAAUUGGAUGAUAGUGUUGAACGUGAAGACAUUGAUAUGGAAGGUGAAGAUGAUAUGAUUGCAUUAAAUUUGGAUGAAAUAGAGCAAAUGGCAGAAGAGCUGUAUAGAGCUUAUCAAGAAGGAAAUUAG
Molecule: messenger RNA, 1494 nt
Organism: [Candida] anglica
Lineage: Eukaryota; Fungi; Ascomycota; Pichiomycetes; Serinales; Debaryomycetaceae
Source: the annotation of a GenBank genome assembly